CGUUGAAACAUAGUAGUGAAAUACAGUGAAAAAUGGCCGAUACAGCUACUGAAGUCGUUACCGCAGCAUCGGUUGCCGCAUCUCCAGCCAAGACACCGAAAAAGGCUCGUGCUCCUAAAGGAGAGGGUAAGAAACCGAAAAAGCCAGCCACUCAUCCACCAGUGAAUGAAAUGGUUUUAGCCGCCAUCAAGACUUUGAAGGAACGUAAUGGAUCAUCUCUUCAGGCCAUCAAGAAGUAUAUCGGUGCCAAUUACAAGUGCGACGUUGCUAAGCUCUCAACUUUCAUCAAGAAAUCUCUGAAGAGUGGUGUUGAGAAAGGUAGUCUUGUGCAAACCAAAGGAAGUGGAGCAUCGGGGUCCUUUAAAAUUAAAUCUAAGGACAAGACACCUGCGGGCGAGAAGAAACCAAAGAAAACUGCGGCUGGGAAGAAGCCUUCAGGGGAAAAGAAAGUUGCCAAAAAGGCAGCCACUCCCAAAACUGCUGCCGUCAAAAAGCCUAAGGCAGCACCAGCAAAGAAAGCGGUUGAGAAGAAGGCUAAAGCAGCCGUCGCCAAAGUUGCCAAAAAGGCUGGAACCGUGAAAAAAGCGGCCGCUCCCAAACAGAAAGCAACCAAACCAUCGAAAACAGCGGCGAAGAAGCCUAAAACUCCAAAACCGAAAAAGGCUGCACCGGCUAAGAAACCCGCUCCGAAGAAAGCCGCCGCCAAGAAGUAAAGUUCAGUCGAUUGAAAUGAUUUAAAAACAAACAGUCCUUCUCAGGACUACAAACACAUUGAAUCGAAAGAG
Messenger RNA from Toxorhynchites rutilus septentrionalis, 785 nucleotides. RefSeq names its product histone H1B-like. NCBI's taxonomy places the organism in Eukaryota, Metazoa, Arthropoda, Insecta, Diptera, Culicidae. The transcript has a single exon. Bases 33 to 713 code for a protein of 226 amino acids. Gene Ontology annotation, molecular function: nucleosomal DNA binding; structural constituent of chromatin; double-stranded DNA binding. The record is from RefSeq and is a predicted model, not a curated record. Gene Ontology annotation, cellular component: nucleosome; nucleus. Gene Ontology annotation, biological process: chromosome condensation; nucleosome assembly; negative regulation of DNA recombination.